GAUGAACAAAGACCAAUCUUUAGCCUUCGAAUUAGGAACCGACGGAUUGUGAUGUGAUUUUCACAAGUGCAUUCCAAACCUGGAUAUAUUACAUGAAUAUGGCCAACGCUUAAUCGAAGUGUGAACAAGAUUUUCCGAAUGCAAACUGAAUGGGGUGUUGGAUAAUAAAUUUAGUGCUGAAUUUAUUUGAAUUGUGCUGAAGAAUUCAAAAAGAAGGUAUAAAAAGUGCAAAAGUGUAAGAAUCGGAGAAGGGUAAAGAAAUAAAAAUGUCCAGUCGCGUACGCAAGCAGAACGAGCCCAUGAAGGCAUUUGUUCCAGUAAGUUCACUCCUGGUCCGUGGUUCCGGUUCGCUGCACUGCGCGACGGCUUCCGGUGGUGGGGGAGGAGGUUCCGGAAUAGGUUCAAAAUCUCUCUCCGCUACCCUUUCUCCUCCCAUCAGACACAUCUCACCGGAGCAUGCCGUCUCAGGAAACCGGAGUCCGGGGGCUCUUACUUAUAAAGGAAAAUUAUUAACACUAAAUGAAGGUUCGAUGCGUCGCACGGCGUCCCUCGAUGCACUCUAUUUGCGUCCUGUUCCAGCCUGGAGUCAAGUUACAUCGACUUUACUGCAACUCGAUAAAGCAACCCAGACUGAUGAAUCCUUUUUGGAGCGCACACGAGGCAGCACAUGGAUGCCUAGCACUGGCACUGGUACUGGACCAUCGGCGGAUGCAUCACCAAUUAUCACCCGUACCGAGGUGACGACACCGACUGAUUUGAAAAUGGAAAAAGUGAUAAGACAAAGACUGCAGCGCACACAUCGCGGAGAACAUUCAGUUAGUUCGCAGACAUUAAGUCCAAACCAUGCUAAAGCCAGCCCAGUUUCUAUACCUCCACGUACCUGUCCACCUGUUCACAUGCGACCGAUGCGUAGCUCGGUAGAGGGCUUGAACCAGGAAAUAGAGAAACUGGUUCUCUAUACCGGGCAACCGCAUACUUGUCGGUCAGAUCUGGAAAUGUUUUCUCGCGGAACUCCGGAAGGACACCGCGCUCCGCUGGCAGAGUUGUUUCACGCCGCCGCCGGAGGUUCGACUGCCCUGAGCAGCGAUACCCGGACUGUCAAUACUCAAACUCCGCUGGGCGAUACGUUGUCCUCGGAUGAUGGUAGUCAGAGUACUUCACCGGACGAAGCGGCUGCCGCAACAAGCGCAUCACCCAGAAUCAAUCGAUUUUUAGCCCGAGAACCGCCUGAUGGUUGUGAAAAGGUGAGCCUCAAACUGACUGAAGCUGAUACCAGUACAAACACAACACAUUUCAAGCCUUGUGUUGCUUUCCAACUGAGACCCUCGCUGGGAUCUGCGUUCCAACCGUUGCAACCGAUUUCGACGCUAAAAACUACGCCUGAAGACGAUGGUAACGCCGAGGAACCGGAAGCGAAUCCUUCCGAACAGGCAAGCGAAGUGCAGGAUACUGCAAACUGAGCAGCAUUCUUCGUCUACUAGGAGUGGCUCGGAUCGCAGGGCUAUAUAAUUGCUUAUUGGAGCGCCGCACACUGAAUAUAACGGUAGGUACAACUGAAAAGUCGAUUCAAUAUCAUUUUUUAAAAACAUACAAUUACAACCGUUAAUCUGUCGAGUGCAAAAGAAUUAAAACCCAAAGUCGUGGAAUUCAACUGUUUAAUCAAUUUCUUGUAUAAUAACGUAGUUGCUUCGUAAGGUAGGAUGAUGAGAGCCAGGAUUGUGCUUUUAACAAUCGUUUCGUUCAUAAGGGCUUACUGUUGUUAUGUUUGCAAUGGCGUAAUAAUUUUUUAUUUGAAAAGACAACUAUUUAAGUUGAUAAUUUUUUAUUUCCGUAUUGUUUUUCUGUAAACCAGUUGGCAUUUUUAGAAUGUCUAUGUGUGUGCGUGUGAGUGUGUAAAUAGCAUCUAUAGUACGGCAAACGUCUAUAGUACAGAAACGUAAUAAAAUUUCCUUUCCAGUUUUGAAGCAACAAGAUUUAGGCCAUUAUAUUCCGAAGACAGAAAACAAUAAAAACGGAAGAUAUCAAUCAGGAACUGAAAUGACUACACACUAUUUGUAUUGUGCAUUACAUAACUAGAAGAGGGCAUAGCAAUGAGAGACUUUAUACAGGAUAACAUUUUGGUACCGCUUAGAUGUCUAUAUAGAAAAAGUCAACAGGGCUGAGUUUUGCGGCUUUCCGAGUUAAACAGAAGUAAAGAACAUAUUUAGAACGCAAUUAUGAUUUAUUCUUAUUUUUAAUCUCUUCUUUUGCACACUAAGUACCGCAUACGAUUUUCAAUUAAUCAUACAUUUAUUUCCAGUCGUGUGUUAUAUAAGCUCAACUACCCUCGUGUGUUUAGCAAACAAUUCCAUUGUACAAAUGACUUUGCUGAAUUGCUUCGAAUAUUUUGCUAAAAAACAUACAUUUUCCCUCUAACAAAGAUAGUAGAUUUCGCUAUAAACCCAUUUUAUAAUUGGUUUGUGAUCCUUCGAUAACCGAUACCAUAACAUACUUGUACGAAGAAAAAAAACAAUAGAAUCAAAACAACCAAUGCUAUAUUUUGCUACACUGAAUUUCUACACACGUAUGCAACAGUCAGUAAAAAUUAGCAUUCAACCAGAAAGAAAACAGUAGAAAUCAUUCAACAAAUCAUCUAAUAAAACUACAUAUUAUUCUGCAGAAUAGAAAGUGUGAACGCUUUGUAAAUGAAUAAUGGAGGCUUUCAUAUUUUCGAACGGAAUGAGCGAGAACGAGAAAUUGAGAAUUUUCUAUUUAAUUGAGAGUUGUCGCGGAAAGUUGCAUUAAGCAAUGUCGGUACCAAAAAAGGAAGUGCAUAAUGCGUUAGUUUGAUUAGUUAUCCAACCGCAGCCGUGAGAACAUCAGUUGGUAGUUUCUGUAAUUAUGAAAUACAAGUCUUAAAAGGACCAAACGAUAGGGGCAAACAAUGGAUUGGCAUUUUCGUGUGUGCUGGUUUCGCGUUAUUAGAUGUACGUUUUGAUUAUUUUUGCCUGGUGUUACAUUCCCAACGUGGUUAUAAUGCAUUGCAUAAAUUCGUGAUACAAAUUAGGAUGCAGCAACCGAAAGCAGGAACAAACUGAGUAGAAAUGUUAUUUAAUUCCAAUAUACAGCCCAGUAUUAAAAAUGGGAAGCUUUCUAUGCUCAAAGCAAGUUGAAAAAAUGUUGUUAUGCGUCAUGAAAUGAAACGAGACAGAAACGAAUUUUGAUGGGCUGUAAAUAGUGAUGUGAAGACGCCGUAGUUAUAGCCCCUACUCACUUUCAUCGAUUCAAGAAACAUUUAGUACCAUUUUGGUAACGAACAAAUUGAAAUAGUAGGUUAUUUUUUGACUAAAAGUUUGCUGCUGUAAUACUACCGACUCAAUAAUUCGCUAAUAAAUAUUCCCAAAUAAUAAAUGUACAAAUCUAUCGUUUUAAGAUUUAUGUUAAGUAAUAUUGCAGAGAAAAUGUUGAAAAUAUUUCUUUAAACGUAGUAUACUAAGUUAAUACUAAUAAUAAUCACUCAGUGAAAAAUAAACAUGAUCUGUGCUAUAGUACACAUUUCAACGGACAUCAUACAAGCAAAUUGAUCGCACAGUGCAAGAAGAAAACGUUGAUAGUACGAAAACAAAACGUUACGAUUCAGAUAGUUGCUGAAUAUGGUGAAAAAAAAACUUCGUAAUUCAUGUUGCAUUCGAGCGUUACCAACAGAUGCGCCAUGUUGCGACAGCAGACUGUCAUUGCCCUGGGUUGGGGGCCAGCAAACUGUCGCACGUACAAUUAUCUAGUGGUAUAUGCCUGUGUAUAUGAGCCUUCUUCAAACGGUUCGUUAGACGACAUUAGCUUCAACUUAAUGAUUUAGUUGAUGUGUUUUACUUUCGUUUAGUUAUUGCAUUCUGAAAAGCAUUUUGUUAUAUAUUUUUGCUAAGCAUUUCAA
Sabethes cyaneus is the source of this 3910-nucleotide messenger RNA. RefSeq names its product protein FAM117B-like. The transcript has 5 exons. The coding region runs from base 267 to 1460 and encodes 397 amino acids. Lineage: Eukaryota; Metazoa; Arthropoda; Insecta; Diptera; Culicidae. The record is from RefSeq and is a predicted model, not a curated record.